Messenger RNA from Sipha flava (yellow sugarcane aphid), 528 nucleotides. RefSeq names its product NADH dehydrogenase [ubiquinone] 1 beta subcomplex subunit 3 (gene ND-B12). The coding region runs from base 111 to 452 and encodes 113 amino acids. NCBI's taxonomy places the organism in Eukaryota, Metazoa, Arthropoda, Insecta, Hemiptera, Aphididae. Gene Ontology annotation, cellular component: mitochondrion. Gene Ontology annotation, biological process: electron transport chain; mitochondrial respiratory chain complex I assembly. The transcript is spliced from 3 exons. The record is from RefSeq and is a predicted model, not a curated record.
GCUAGUUUCUGUUAUCAAAACUAAUCGAAUUUCAUCUAAUAUUUUAUUUAGCCUUUGCACAUUACGAUUUUCUGAUUCUAUUAAAAUUCAUUUUUAAUAUUUUGUAUGCAAUGGGUGGUCAUCAUGAAUCCGAAAUCAAAAUUCCGGAUUAUAGAAUAUACAAAGUAGAUAACGUACCAGAUCUUGUGAAGGUGAAGAAUAUUCUAGCUGCUGAAGGAUUAAAAGAUCCAUGGUUGAGAAAUGAAGUAUGGAGAUAUCCUCCAGCUAAUAACAAUCGUUACGAGCAAUAUUUCAAAUGUUGGUGUCGUGGUAAACCAGGACUUACAAUUGCUUUUGGAUUAGCAGGUCUUGUUAUUGGUGCAGAACAGGCUUACAAUUAUUAUUAUCCACCAGUUCAUCAUCAUAAAAAACCUUAUUUCAAAUCAUCUAGUGUUGAACUCCAAAAUAAUUAGGAUUCAAAUUAUAUGUUUAGAGAAGUAAAAAUGUUAUAUAAUAAAAUAAUAAAACAAUAAAAUGCAGUGUUAUAAU